GAGAGAGAGAGAGAGAGAGAGAGAGAGAGAGAGAGAGAGAGAGAGAGAGAGAGAAAAGCCCUUUUAUUAUACAUUAAGGCUAAAAAAUAAGAAUUUUGCGAACAGGAACAUUUCACUUUUGCCUUUAAUGUGUAAAAGUUAAUCUUUGUAAUACUAUGUUUAGUAUAAGGAGAGAGUUUAGUUAUUUGUUCAUGUUUGGUUGAUGUGUAAGUGAAUGCAAGCCCUUAAUUUAAAAAAAAGUUAUCACUGAGUUAUUUCACAAUGAUAUGAGAACACAUGCUACUAGGAGGAAGUUGAAUGUUAAGCAUUUGUACAGGAAGCAAAGCAAAACGCUGUUGUAGGAUGAUGGCUGACAAGACAUCUGCUGUCGCCUUGGAGGUUGACUUGACCUUCCUGAAAUCCAAAAGAGGACUUCUGAAAAUCGCAGAAAUGGUGAGCCUCUUUGUGGCGUUUGUGUGUUUUGCGGUGGCGUCUAGUUCACCGUACCUUGUAGCCACGUCUAUGGAGCUCAGCAUUACCCUGGCUCUGCUCCUCCUCUACCUUCUCAAGCUCAACAAGAAGCUGACUGCCUUCUUCUGGCCUCUGAUUGAUGUGUUCAAUUCGUUCUUUGCCGCAGCCUUUAUGAGCACGGUCAGCCUUGUGGCUGUGUCUAUGUAUACACAGAAGGGCACUUUGGCUGGGGGUAUAGUGGGGCUUGUAACCUCAGCCCUGUGCUGCCUGGAUGGGUUUUACCUCUUCAAGAAAAUCACCUUCAACCUGCCCACAGCUGCGUGCAGAGUGGAAACGUGUGAUACCUGAUUACAUCUUUAUCCUGAUCAUCACACACCGCACCUGAAUUCAUAUGAAAAAUGAUACAGACGUGCUCUGCAACAGUUAUUUGUUAUUGUAUAUUUAGACAAUAACAAAUAACUGUUGCAGAGCACGUCUGUAUCAUUUUUCAUAUGAAUUCAGGUGUGUGAUUGUGUCUGGAUUAUUCAUUGCAGAUGUUUUUUGUGUGUGAGGAUUACUGAUUGCAAACUGAUUGCAUCUAAUCAGUAGUGAUCAUAAUGUGUGUGUAUUUUGUGUUUGCUUCUUUGUUCAUUCAAGAUAAAUAUACACCUGCAGCUUUUGUAUGAGUAUUUGACAUUUUCUAACUUAGACAUUUUCUAUCUUUGAUAGCAUUACCAGCAAGUUAUGUUUCACAUAUGUAUUAUUAAAAUAGCGUUUGAUUUUAA
This is a messenger RNA of Electrophorus electricus (electric eel), 1214 nucleotides long. It is a transcript of the gene cklf, whose product is annotated as chemokine like factor. Gene Ontology annotation, cellular component: membrane. NCBI's taxonomy places the organism in Eukaryota, Metazoa, Chordata, Actinopteri, Gymnotiformes, Gymnotidae. The record is from RefSeq and is a predicted model, not a curated record.